AUGUCGCACGACGAAUUCAGGGUGCGUGAACCGCUGGUUGGUCCAGAGUUGCCCACCAUCGACGAGGUCCUGAAUUCGAUGCUGCCAAUUUACCGCCAAGCCCUGCAGGACUUUUGCGAUAGGCAGAUGAGGGAACGAAUGCGUAUGCGCUGUCGCAUACACGUGAGUUUGGAAAUCGACUGCGAAGAGGUGGAGGAAGCCUCAGCCCGGGGCGAAUUUGAGGUGGAGUUUGGCGUGCCGGAGCCAGCUCCACAGGCUGGGGCUGCAGCCGAGGAAGCGGCGGUGGCGGGCGCCGCUGAGGCUGCCGAAAUUGCGGCCGACGACGCGCCAAUGGAAGAUGGCGCUGAGGCCGCCGUUGAAGAAGAGGAGGCUGCGGUCGAGGAGGCAGCCAUUGAUGAAGAUGCCGCCGAGGUGCGCGAAGAGGCGGCGAAUGAUGGUGAAGAGGGCGAAAUGGAGGUGCGCGAACUCCAGCUGUAA
Messenger RNA from Gongylonema pulchrum, 477 nucleotides. Lineage: Eukaryota; Metazoa; Nematoda; Chromadorea; Rhabditida; Gongylonematidae. The record is from the annotation of a GenBank genome assembly.